AGACAACCCAGGAUCAGGUUUCCGCUAGGGGCAAGUAUGAAGCGGCGGUGGAAUUGGCGGGAGAUAUCAAUCACACAGCUCACGCGAGACAAGCGCAUAUACACGGCCCUGCAAGCAUAGAAACCGCACCUCAUCCAUUAAUAAGAUGGCCAUAGUGCCAUGUGAUGUUGUAAUUCCAUACACACACAGAGCGCUUUCUACCCAACUCGCAGAGCAAGCGAAAGAACCCAGCGGCGGCCGAAUCAAACACCAACUCCAAUGCCCAAAACUUGCUCACAAUCUCUCCUCUCGUCAUUCAAAAGAGAAAAAAAAAAAAAAGAAAGAUAAAAUGUAUCCCGUCAUCGACAUUCCCUUCCCAUCGCCCUCAAUUAAGAGGACCCGUAAUAUCAACGGGAAAGAAACUUCCUAUCAAGGACUGCAAUAGAUCAUUCUCCAGAACCACUGAAACCCGCCCUUUUAUUAGGGGGGUCUCAUGGCAACACGUCGCUGUGGGAUGCGAUUUUUGGUCUAAAAACGACGGUCGUGGCUGGUUCUGUUUACUUUUUGAUGGAGAGAGAAAAGAGAAGGAAAAGAAAUCAACAUCUCGGAUGGGAAGUUGGAUGGUUUUGUAGCAAAAACUGUGGGUCAGGUGACUAAACUACCCAAUGGGGCAUGGAGACGGAAUUAUGUCUAUCCGGAGAUCAUGUGAUAUGCCGUGCCGAACAGAUCCGGUUCAUUAUUCUCUUUGCUCGACUGCUUUGUAUAUUCACUUCUGAUUUCAUUUCUUGCUCUUCUUUUGUAUAUUUUUUAGGCGUGAAUUAAGUAUUAAGAUUUCAUUUUGGCCUUUGUCUUUCACUUAUGUAUUAUAAUGAGAGAUUGCCUGGUGCUUUGAGCAUCGAAUCGCUUCCAUGGACGCCGGGGAUGCAUGUAUGAGGAACAACAAUAUGAAGAAUUCCCCCUUCUAGGGAAUUUAGUCACUUGCUCGCUUUCCCUUGAUAUAUGCAGAAAAAAAGACAAACGGAAAGAAAAGCAAGGAAAGACAAAUAAGAAAAUGAACGAGGGAAAAGAAUGAGGAAGGAAAAAUAACGCCUGUGUCCCAAAUAUCAUAUCCCAAUUAACACCUUGGAGCCGCGUUGCAGUGUGCCAUUGAUCAUCUUUGUCUGCCAAUUCUCUUUGUUACGGAGACGUAUCUAACAGCCGCGGCUUCAUUGGAAUCGAGCACGACGACGAGGUGAAGUAGUAUCGCUAGCCAAUGGUCCGGUCGCAUACUUAGAUAUUCAUACCUUUGUCAAUCCUCCGCCUGCCUUCAUCCCGGCCUCGGAAUCUCCCCUUGUUGGUUCUUUGAUUUCCAGACCCCUCCGCCGAGCGAGAUGGAAAUACCUAAUCCUAUUCCCACCAUAGAUCCCGCAAUAAACAACGCAAUCAAGCCCUUGACGGCGAGCCUCUGUUUCCGGCUAAGCCUGCCUAGCCACUUGGACUUCUUGCGUCUGCUAUUUGGGCAGGGGCCCCAGAGCCCUCUAUCACUUCCCUGGCCAUCCAUCGAUGGCUUAAUGGGCACCUGAUACCCAUUCUCCGCAUCGUGCAGCUUGUAUCCCUGGCAAUACGCCUGCGCCUCACUUCUCACUUGUUCGAGCGAUGUGCGGGUUGUUGGGUGUAUGUAGAAUGGGGAUAAUGGCUUUGCUCCUCGCGAAGGGUCGAAAUCGCUCCCUGCUGGGCUACUGGGUGGGCGAUGGCAUGGGUUCGGUGAAGGUAGGAGAGUUUCUUCCUGCGUCGUCCAGGCUGAUAAGCUUUUGGUAUUGUUGGGGUCGCAUUCGUCAACAGGCGUGAGUUGCUGCUCCAUAGGGGAAUACGGAUCGAAUCCUGCAUCGAACACCUUGACGUCUUGGCUAAUUGAAGCCAUUGGGGAUGUGGUUGGGAGUUGUAGUGUGUUAUGCACACUCUGCUGAGGGAGAGCGAAAAUAUAUUAUUUCCUCGUUCCGAAGAUAGGGGUCGUAAUGUUGCUGGUUAUUUCUGUUCGUAGUUUUAGAGCUGCGUCAUCGGGUUGAAACGGGUUUCAAUUUCCGGGUUUCGAUUGUUCGAUUCGAAUUUCUUUAUGCCUCAAUAGGCAUCUAUCGUUUCUUGGGAGUGGAGAGAUGAGUUUAUGCUGAAAAAACAGGGAAAAAUCGUUCGAGAAAUCUAUAUGCGACUAUUUCUGAGGGUGUCUAUUGAUGCGAAGGAAAAAAUCGAAGGUGCUAAGAUAUAUGGUGUCGCCGAGGAACGGAGUAUCAAGAGAGUUAAGAAAUGUUCAAUGGGAUUCGCCAGGACAAGGUGGUAGGUAUGUAUUAACUUUGCGGAGAAGGAGAAUGAUGAAUUGGCGAAAGCACACGACUGAAUGCUUGGAAUAGAGGGGGCGAGAGGUAGCGGCGACACCUUCCCCUUCUCACCAAACUAGUGCUGGCUGUCCAGAAGGCUCUCCCCGGUCUGUCUAACAGGGUUUUUACUGGGCAGGACCGACGAUUGUCGCCAUCAUUCCUUGUGGUAUGAUUUUGUCAUUUUCCCUUGUGAAUGUUUCGUUGUUCGGUGUUGGAAUUGAGCUCGAAAAGUGGUCUCAGGGGUGAUAAAACGUGGAAUUAACACCGGCAAGGAUAUAGCACGGGUCGCUCCGUUUGGUUGGUCGAAAGAAAGCCUCAGUUCCCCGGAGAUGAAAUAUUUAAAUAAAUCAGAAUGGUAUCGAAUUUCAACUCAUUCGAGGUUUCAGGAGGCAGAGCGAAACGAAUUCUCUGGAUUCCAAUUCCGGGGGAGGGACCUUAGGUGAGCGAACUGAAGCUGGGUUUUGGGGGGGGGAAUUGGGCCAUGGUGGUCCACUCCUGUCAAUCCCCAAAAAAGCAAAAACGCCUUACUGCGUAAGCUCUGGGAGCCGUCUGCAAGGGCAGAACUCACUGGAUCAACAGCUAAAACAGGAGCUUAGGUUGAAGGCCCGCCAAUAGUCGCUGGGGAUAGUCCACUAGGCCAGGCUCCGGAUGCCCAAAUGGUUAGCACCCACGGCUAGACCGGAGCGUUUUAGUUAGUUGACUGGCUGCAUGGUUCUUUUGAAUUUUAAAAUUGUAAGGGCCAUCCAGGCUCGACACUCUACCGCCAAGCGAGCCAAGCUGCCUGGGAGUUUCUUUGAGCGCUGGUCCAGUGGUUCUUUCUUGUCCAUGAUUUGUUGAGCAUCUCACCACAUCCGCCAGAUUAAGUUCUCGGGGGCAAAGGCUAAUAAAUGACGGACGCAAAAACACAGUCGUAUUGCAGAGUGCCGUUGGCACACAAGGGCCAUCUCAUCUGGAGAUUAAAAAAUAUAUAAAAAAUAAAAACAAAAAAACAAAAAAAGUGAUGAGAUUGUCGAUUCUUGAAUUUGGUUGGAAUGUGCUGUAACUUCCAUUCCAGACUUGUCACUCAACUUGGUGCUGUGCUCUGGUGUGCGACAGAGUGGAAAUCCCAAUUUAUGCACAGCAUAUCAUGGACAAGAAAAUGUCCCAAUCAGAGCCACAGGGAUCUCGGGAAAAAGAACAAUAGAAAAACGAUAGCCAAUAACAUAACAAGUUAAUCUAUUUACUCAGGUACUCAUUCAACUUCGAGAAAAUUCCAACGCUCUCAGCAGCCUCCAACCCCUCUUGCUCCACCGGCUCGUUACUUCUCAACAGGUACAGAAUACCAAUAACUUAUAUAAAUUCCUGCUCCCUCUUCUUUAAUUCCUCCGCAAUUAGCAGCCCUUUCCCGCCGUCAAUCGCAGUGUCUGGGGCUUGAUUUCCCUGAUAUCUUGGCCGCUGCCCAAUAUCCGCACAGGAAGCCUCCACCCCCGACCAUUUGGCUUAGUGCCUCGCACUUCCCCACCAUCCAGUCGAGAUGCACCUUACCAUCGCGCCACUGUGGCGCCAGGGAAUUAUAACCGAACAAACACCCCAGAAGAGCCCCGGCCACGCAUGCGUUUGUGUCAGCAUCUCCUGCCUCAAAGGUAUGUAAGCUCCGUAAUCACUUUCUCGAAAGCAGCAAGCAGCAUGUGGUGGUUUGGCGGCUCCGUCGUCGCUUCUGCCUUUGAGCCCGUCGGAGUACAAUCCGAUCGAGACGCGCCUCUAGCUCGACUUGUCACCCACUCAUCGGCCCACCCAAAAGCCUCCUCGAUAAUCUCAUCUACGUUCUACUUCUCCGUGCAGAAUGCCGCGAAUGAGCCCUGUCACGGCACAACAGCUUACGAUGCACCGGGGAUCUGCAUGGGUGAUGCCUGAGAAGUCUGCCGCAAUCUGGAAUGUCACGGGAAGCGUAGAAGCAAGGCAUAUUAUCCCGAGCGGGUGUGUGCGCAUCAACGAGCCGUUUGGUGCAACAGUUCUGCUGUAUUUUACCCAACAGUUAUAGGCAACUUGCGCUGGAUUGUCAAGAUAGCCAAUACUGCGGACUACCUGAAAUUUGUAUUCGCGGUGGAGCAGGAGAUCAUUAGCUUGUGUCUGUUUGUGUGACAAUAAAAAAGGGGAAGAGAGAAGGAAGCAUGACCAUGUGAAUAGUGAAUAUCUCUAGUCCACCCGGUGGUCUAUCCAAGCAUCUCAGACCCUGCUCAACCCAUGCAUGCAAACGCUGAGCUUUGCCCUCCCUUUGGUGAGAGCUGUUUUCCGUUGUGGCACAGAUAAGACAGAAGAAUAAUGAGCAGCGCAUGCUCGGUAUCAUCAGUUCAUGCUGCCUAGAAACCUGUCAGUAUAGCUCUGUAUACUAGAGUGUGUCUAUAUAGGCGAUCGAUCGACGAGUAACAAGGGAUGCGAUACACGUACAGUCUAGAAUUUAGCUUCGCAGAUCGAGUGUCUUUUGGUUCUUGAAAAUCAUGGUAAAAUAAACAAGAUCACAUGAUUUUUGAUAUCAUUGGGCGUCAUAUAAUAAACUGGUGGACGCGAUAGAACAAAGAUGAACUGAUCUUCUAUUUCUGCUUGUUGCUGAUAGCUUUCCUAUCCCUGGAUUGCUUAAUUCUAUUCCGCAUUGAUUAACUUAUUAUCUCUUUAGUCAAAUGGUAUCUACUCCAGCAAAACGCCAACUAUUUACCAAAUUUUUUGGUCUUGAACCAUGGAAGAAAUUGGUUUUUACCUUGAGAAAAACAAUAGAG
This is a messenger RNA of Blastomyces gilchristii SLH14081, 5083 nucleotides long. RefSeq lists its product as uncharacterized. The coding region runs from base 3921 to 4223 and encodes 100 amino acids. The record is from RefSeq and is a predicted model, not a curated record. Lineage: Eukaryota; Fungi; Ascomycota; Eurotiomycetes; Onygenales; Ajellomycetaceae. The transcript is spliced from 4 exons.